This is a messenger RNA of Eucalyptus grandis, 2566 nucleotides long. Its product is annotated as glyoxysomal fatty acid beta-oxidation multifunctional protein MFP-a. The transcript has 18 exons. Gene Ontology annotation, cellular component: peroxisome. The coding region runs from base 135 to 2312 and encodes 725 amino acids. Lineage: Eukaryota; Viridiplantae; Streptophyta; Magnoliopsida; Myrtales; Myrtaceae. Gene Ontology annotation, molecular function: NAD+ binding; (3S)-3-hydroxyacyl-CoA dehydrogenase (NAD+) activity. The record is from RefSeq and is a predicted model, not a curated record. Gene Ontology annotation, biological process: fatty acid beta-oxidation.
ACCGAUCCCGACCAGGAAAGAUCUGACGUUUUCUUUUACUCUCCAACUGUUUCCUUGAAUUCUUGCAUCGAAAGACCUCUCGCGGGGGAGAAGAAAAGGAAGAGAAAGGCCGUCUUUUUGGGGGAAGGGAGAAAAUGGGAAGCAGCCCGAAGGGAAGAACGACCCUCGAUGUGGGAGCUGAUGGGGUGGCUGUCAUCACCAUCAUCAACCCUCCUGUCAACUCUCUCUCUCUCGAUGUUUUGAACAGCUUAAAGCAGAGUUAUGAUGAGGCCUUGCGAAGAAAUGAUGUUAAAGCAAUUGUCGUUACUGGUGCAAAUGGCAAGUUCUCUGGUGGCUUUGACAUUACAGCCUUUGGUGGAAUUCAAACUGGCAAGGAGGAGCAACCAAAGCCUGGUUUCAUAGCAGUCGAAAUACUCACCAAGACUGUUGAAGCUGCUAGAAAGCCUUCAGUUGCUGCCAUUGAUGGCCUGGCCUUGGGUGGAGGUUUAGAAGUUGCUAUGGCAUGCCAUGCAAGAAUUUGCACUUCUGUUGCACAAUUAGGCCUUCCUGAACUGCAGCUUGGGGUUCUUCCUGGAUUUGGAGGAACACAGCGGCUUCCGCGUCUUGUUGGUCUAUCCAAAUCUCUUCAAAUGAUGCUGACCUCAAAGCCAGUAAAAGGGGAGGAAGCAUUGGGCUUGGGUCUCGUGGAUGCUGUUGUUUCACCAAAUGAGUUGGUUGCCACCGCGCGGCGGUGGGCACUGGAUAUCUUGGAAGGUAGAAGACCAUGGGUUGCCAGUCUUUACAAGACCGACAAGUUAGAGCCUCUUGGAGAGGCCAGAGAGAUUUUUAAGUUUGCAAGAGCUCAAACAAAAAAACAAGCUCCUAAUCUUACUCAUCCGUUGGUUUGCAUCGACGUUGUUGAAGAGGGUGUAGUCUCUGGUCCGCUUGCUGGACUUUGGAAGGAAGCUGAAGCUUUUCAAGAACUUCUACAUGCUGACACAUGCAAGAGCUUGGUUCAUAUUUUUUUUGCUCAACGUGGAACUUCAAAGGUUCCAGGCAUUACUGACAGAGGCUUGAUGCCUAGGCAAGUGAGGAAUGUUGCUGUUGUUGGUGGAGGAUUGAUGGGCUCAGGAAUAGCGACAGCAUUGGUACUCAGCAAUUAUUCCGUGAUACUUAAAGAAGUGAAUGAUAAAUUUUUGCAGGCUGGCAUAGGCAGAGUGAAAGCUAAUCUGCAGAGCCGUGUGAAGAAAGGCAACAUGACGCAAGAGAAGUUUGAAAAAACAAUGUCUCUUCUUAAGGGUGUGCUAGACUAUGAGAGCUUCACAGAUGUGGACAUGGUUAUCGAGGCUGUGAUAGAGAAUGUUUCGCUAAAGCAACAAAUUUUUGCGGAUCUUGAGCGAAGUUGCCCACCUCAUUGCAUUCUUGCGACUAAUACUUCCACAAUUGACUUGAACCUCGUUGGUGAGAAGACCAGGUCGCAGGACAGGAUUAUUGGUGCUCAUUUCUUUAGUCCUGCCCAUAUCAUGCCCUUACUAGAAAUUGUACGUACUCAGCAUACAUCUCCCCAGGCUAUCGUUGACCUUUUAGAUGUUGGGAAGAAGAUAAAGAAGACCCCAGUCGUGGUUGGGAAUUGCACGGGCUUUGCUGUAAACAGGAUGUUCUUCCCUUAUACAAUGGCAGCUAUGCUGCUUGUCGAGCACGGGGCUGAUCUCUAUCAGAUUGACAAAGUAAUUACCAAAUUUGGGAUGCCAAUGGGUCCAUUCAGAUUGGCUGACCUUGUCGGGUUUGGCGUGGCUAUUGCAACUGGCACACAAUUCGUCCAGAAUUUUCCUGAACGGACUUAUAAGUCGAUGCUCACUCCACUUCUACAGGAAGAUAAGAGACUAGGUGAAGCAACCCGUAAAGGCUUCUACUUAUAUGAUGAUAGGCGAAAAGCUAGCCCUGAUCCUGAGUUGAAAAAGUAUGUUGAGAAAGCUAGGAGUAUAUCUGGUGUCUCUAUUGACCCUAAGCUUGUGAAGUUGCCGGAGAAGGACAUUGUGGAAAUGACAUUCUUACCUGUGGUGAAUGAGGCAUGCCGGGUUCUUGAUGAAGGCAUCGCUGUUAAGGCAGCCGACCUUGACAUAGCUUCCGUAAUGGGCAUGGGUUUCCCACCUUACAGGGGAGGCAUAAUGUUCUGGGCUGAUUCUCUUGGAUCCAAGUACAUAUAUUCGAGAUUGGAAGAAUGGUCGAAGCUGUAUGGAGGCUUCUUCAAGCCUUGCGCUUACUUGGCCAACAGGGCAGCCAGGGGAAUUCCCCUGGGUGCUCCAUCUGGGCAAGCAAAAUCUCGGAUGUGAGAUUUGAACUCGCUUGUUUGCAUCAGGAGAAGCUUUUCUCUUUCAGGUCUGUUGUUUCAAUAUGCGAUUCUCAGGAAUUCUUAAUAAUGUAAUUGUGGGGAAAGUUUGGGAUAGUGAGGAAGUAUCAGAGCUUUUAGUCCUAUGAAGGCACUGGUGUCUAAUAAUUAUGCAUAGCUUCAUCUCGAAUACGUUGUGUUCUUGACUGUUCCAUCCAUCCAAAUUUCGAGAUUGACCUUCUAGUUGGGUUUGUUGCA